Molecule: messenger RNA, 2049 nt
Organism: Sabethes cyaneus
Lineage: Eukaryota; Metazoa; Arthropoda; Insecta; Diptera; Culicidae
Gene: st
Product: protein scarlet
Exons: 4
Coding region: 1-2049 (682 amino acids)
Cellular component (GO): plasma membrane
Molecular function (GO): ATP hydrolysis activity; ATP binding; ABC-type transporter activity
Source: RefSeq, a predicted model, not a curated record
AUGACCAAACAGUCAGCGUCCUGUUCGAUCACUUUGAGCAACAUGGUGAAGAACAGCAAAAGCCGCCGGAAGUCGUCGUCCCGUUCGCUGAACAGUACGCCGGAAAGUUUCGAGUGUGAGCAACUGCUACCACCCGGGGUGGUGUCCGCGGCGCCGUUGUUUCCCGGCGGCACCCGCUGCUAUCAAUCGUCGCUGCGAAGCUACAACAAAUGGUCACCGACGGAGCAGGGAGCCACGCUGGUUUGGCGCGAUCUGUGCGUCUAUGCGACCGGUGACAAAAAUGGCACGAAUGGAGGCGGUCAAAGUCGGAUAAAGCGAAUCAUUAAUAACGUAAGCGGAGCGGUCACUCCUGGGACGUUGAUUGCGCUGAUGGGCUCGAGUGGAGCGGGAAAAAGCACGCUCAUGUCGGCGCUGGCUUAUCGGACGCAGCCGGGGACUGUCGUGCAGGGGGAUGUUCUGGUGAAUGGACACCCGAUCGGUCCGUACAUGUACCGGUUGAGUGGAUUCGUACAUCAGGAUGACCUUUUCGUGGGUUCGCUGACGGUGGGUGAGCAUUUGUACUUUAUGGCGAAACUGAAGCUCGAACGAAGCGUCAAUCGGAAGCAUGCGGCUCGGCUGAUUCAGGACCUGCUGGAGAGAACCGGACUGACGAAGUGCGUCGACACGAGAAUCGGAGAGGUCGGCGAGGGUAAGAUGCUGUCCGGUGGGGAGAAAAAACGGCUGGCGUUCGCUACGGAACUGCUCACCAAGCCGACGAUUUUGUUUUGCGACGAACCAACGACCGGACUGGAUUCGUUCAGUGCACAAAACCUCGUGUCGACGUUGCAGCUGUUGGCCAAACGAGGCACUGCCAUUAUCUGCACGAUCCACCAGCCUUCGAGUCAGUUGUUUUCGAUGUUCGAUCAGGUAAUGCUGCUGGCCGAUGGCCGCGUUGCCUACGCCGGGAAGCCGAAUGAUGCGUUGGCGUUUUUCGAACAGCAUGGCUAUGGCUGUCCGUCGAACUAUAACCCGGCUGAGUUUCUGAUUGGGGUGCUGGCAACGGCUCCCGGCUAUGAGAAGGCAUCACAGAGGUCCGCCCAGCGGCUGUGCGAUCUGUUUGCCGUCAGCGAAGCGGCCGGUCAGAGGGAUGUGCUGAUUAACCUGGAAAUGCAUAUUGCCGAAAGUGCCGAUUUUAAGGUGAAAGACACGAAAAAUCUGUUGCGCAAGCCGCUGUGGAUUUCUACGGUUUUUUGGUUGACCUAUCGGGCGUUUUUGACGGUGGUGCGAGAUCCUACGGUGCAGUAUCUUAGACUCCUGCAGAAAAUUGCGAUUGCACUGAUGGCGGGGUUAUGUUUCACCGGUGCCAUCAAGCUGGACCAGCUUGGCGUUCAAGCCAUUCAAGGAAUUUUGUUUAUUUUCGUCUCGGAGAAUACCUUCUCGCCAAUGUACUCGGUUCUGUCGGUUUUUCCGGAAACCUUCCCUCUGUUUAUGCGUGAAACUAAAUCCGGUCUGUACCGAACCUCCCAGUACUAUGUAGCCAACAUGUUGGCGAUGCUGCCGGGACUGGUACUGGAGCCGUUGGUUUUCGUUGUCAUCGCCUACUGGCUGGCGGCGCUGCGCCCAUCGGUCAUGGCCUUCUUCGUUACCGUCAUCGCAUCGAUGCUGGUUAUGAACGUUUCCACGGCUUGCGGGUGCUUCUUUUCGGCUGCCUUCAACUCGCUGCCGCUGGCGAUGGCCUAUCUGGUGCCGUUCGAUUACAUACUCAUGAUUACUUCGGGGGUUUUCAUCCAGCUCGGUUCGAUGCCCGUGGCAAUCUCCUGGAUGCCGUACAUUUCCUGGAUGAUGUACGCCAACGAAGCCAUGUCCAUCGCACAGUGGCAGGGUGUCACCAAUAUUACCUGUUCCGCGGAGGACCCAAAUUUACCGUGCCUGCGAACCGGCGAGCAGGUUCUGAUGCACUACAGCUUCGAAGAGGCACAUCUCGGACGUAAUCUCUGGGCAAUGGUGGUCCUCUACUUUGGCUUCCACGUGCUUGGGUGCUUGUUUUUGUGGCGAAAAACGAAACACUAG